UCGAUGCUUGGAAGCAUCUUUCAUUCUAUUUUUGUAGAUUUGCGCAUAUAUGGCUGCCAAAAUUUUUUGAGUCUUAUGAACACCUUCAGGAUUUCAGCAAACCAAAACAGACUACAGCCCACAUAUAUUGGAAUUGUCAUUAAAAUUUUAAAUAAGUGGGUUUCUUCUUUGAAAACAUCAAAAUGUAAAGCUUUAUAUGGAUAAAAAUGAUAAAAGCUACAGUAAGAAAAGCUAAACAACCUCAUAAUAUGGCUGAAAAUCCACUCAAUUUUUCAGUUUUAUUGGAGAUUAU
Molecule: messenger RNA, 292 nt
Organism: Meloidogyne enterolobii
Lineage: Eukaryota; Metazoa; Nematoda; Chromadorea; Rhabditida; Meloidogynidae
Source: the annotation of a GenBank genome assembly